CCCUCACUCACUGUCUGUACUCUUCAGUCUGACUGCACUUUCUCUCUGAACUCACUUUCUUCAAGAUGAGAGCCGAGGCAUUGCCAUUCUUGAUAUUCUGUCUCAGUAUUGUUCAGUGUUUCUUCCAUGCAGCAGAAUCCAAUGGAGCCUCAGAGAAGCCUGAGACCGUUAGUUUUGAAACAGCAGGAGGGCUGAGACACAGCUUCCCUAAGGGGUUUGUCUUUGGAACUGCUACUUCUGCUUAUCAAGUUGAAGGCAUGGCUGAGAAGGAUGGUCGCGGGCCUAGCAUUUGGGAUGAAUUUGUUAAAAUUCCUGGGAUCGUUGCCAAUAAUGCCACAGGGGAAGUGGCAGUGGACCAGUAUCACCACUACAAGGAAGACGUAGAUAUCAUGAAAAUGUUGAACUUCGAUGCAUACCGGUUCUCGAUUUCAUGGUCCAGAAUUUUCCCUGAUGGAACUGGAAAAGUGAAUUGGUUGGGAGUUGCAUACUACAACAGGUUGAUCGACUACAUGAUAGAAAAAGGCAUUACUCCAUAUGCGAAUCUUUAUCACUAUGAUCUUCCCCUAGCACUUGAGAAGAAGUAUAAAGGAUUGCUGAGUUACCAAGUAGUGAAAGACUUUGCUGAUUAUGCAGACUUCUGUUUCAAGACCUUUGGAGACCGAGUGAAGAAUUGGAUGACAUUCAAUGAACCCAGAGUGGUAGCUGCACUUGGAUAUGAUAAUGGAUUAUUUGCUCCUGGCAGGUGUUCCAAAGCAUUCGGGAACUGUACAGCCGGCGACUCUGCAACAGAGCCUUAUAUUGUUGCUCAUCAUUUGAUUUUAUCUCAUGCAGCCGCAGUUCAGAGAUACCGCGAGAAGUAUCAAGAAAAACAAAAGGGAAGGAUUGGGAUUCUCUUGGAUUUUGUUUAUUACGAACCUCUUACCAGCUCAAAAGCUGACAACUUAGCAGCUCAAAGAGCAAGAGACUUUCACAUUGGAUGGUUUAUCCAUCCUAUUGUGUAUGGUGAAUAUCCAAAAACAAUGCAAAAUAUUGUCGGGAAUAGACUACCCCAGUUUACAAAAGAAGAAGUUAAGAUGGUGAAGGGCUCAAUGGAUUUUGUGGGCAUCAACCAAUAUACAACUUUCUACAUGUAUGAUCCUCAUCAGCCUAAACCGAAGUACUUGGGCUACCAGCAAGAUUGGAAUGUUGGAUUUGCUUAUAAGAAGAAUGGAGUGCCAAUUGGUCCAAGAGAAAAUUCUAAUUGGCUGUACAAUGUACCAUGGGGUAUGUACAAGGCUGUGAUGUACAUAAAAGAGCGCUAUGGCAACCCUACAAUUAUACUAUCUGAAAAUGCAACCAGGAUAUCGAUCUCAGUCUCAGCUCUCAUUAGCCAGGCUCAGAAACUGCAAAUAGCCAUGCAGACAUGCAGAUGCAGUCCUCGUCUUUGGUGGACAACAAUAGCGCAACUUCUACUGACCUUGCUACCUCACAGUUUGAUCUCAAAUCCACAUCUUAAUACCAAUUUCUCAGUGGCCUAUUUCAGAAUUUCGAUGAAAGGUUCCUAAUAGUUACGCAAAAAUGGGCUAUGAAUUAUAACCACGGAGAUGGAAAGCUUACACACGAGAAAAGAAAUUCAAAAUAGUAUUCUUCGUGUUCUUUAAGCUCCUGUGCUUGCUUCUCUUCUCCUUUUCAUUUUUAUCUUUUUCGUUAGGACUCUUUUUAGGCUCAGAAUUCAUACUUUCUU
Messenger RNA from Populus nigra (black poplar), 1723 nucleotides. Its product is annotated as beta-glucosidase 44-like. The record is from RefSeq and is a predicted model, not a curated record. The coding region runs from base 66 to 1544 and encodes 492 amino acids. The transcript has 11 exons. Gene Ontology annotation, molecular function: beta-glucosidase activity. Gene Ontology annotation, biological process: carbohydrate metabolic process. NCBI's taxonomy places the organism in Eukaryota, Viridiplantae, Streptophyta, Magnoliopsida, Malpighiales, Salicaceae.